AUGGCUAUCGACCAACUGUUUGAAGCAUUGCCGCUGCAUUAUCUGCAGCAUGGCUUCGCCAAAUAUGGUACAACAAGUGUUAUAUCUGCGAUACUCACAGUUGCGGCGGUUGGGUUGAUUGCAGAUUAUGCCUGGAUGUUGUACUUGAGAUCAAAAAUGCCGCCAGGACCUUUCCCGUAUCCCAUCAUCGGCAACACUUUCCAACUGCCCGACAACAAGCCAUGGAUUUACUUCGAAGAGCUUUCAAAAAAGUAUAAUACGCCGUUGAUAACUUAUUGGAUCGGAAGGAACCCUACAGUCUGGAUCAACGAUGCCUGGACCGCAAACGAACUUUUGGAUAAAAGAGCUGGCAUAUACUGCUCUCGACCGCGCAUGCUAGUGUUUGCUGAACUUGGGGCUGGCCAGAACAAUCUUGUCAAUCUCAUCACCACCACGCCUGCACAGCGCGAACGCUUUCGUGCCCUGAGGAAGAUCACCCAUCAAGGCGUUGGGAUUCAACAAGUGAAGAAAUAUCGCAACUUUCAGAAUGAUGAAAGCAAAGUCGUUGCGCUUGACUUGCUCAGCAGUCCCGAAAACUACGUUUCCCACUUCGAGCGGUAUGCUACGAGCGUUGUAUCAAUCAUCGGCUUUGGCAGGCGGGUGGAAAGUCAUGAAGACCCCAUCAUUACUGAGGUCAUCGCGUUGAUGCAUCGUGCAGCCGACUUGAACGUUCCAGGGAAGACUUUCCCAAUGCUAAUGGAAACUUUCCCAGUUCUAGCAAAAGUACCCACAGAGUAUGCACCUUGGAAGCAUGGCAUGGGAUCCAAGAAGAAGUCGCAUCGUGGACACGACUUUUUCUACUCUUUGGCCAACGAAGCUAACGAGAAACCUGGGCACGAGGAUUGUUAUGCAAAGACACUUUUCAGAGAACGGGAGAAAUACAACUUGACACCCAAGGAGAUCUCGGCUUUGGCAGGCAACUUGUUCGGUGCUGGAUCUGACACUUCUAGCAGUACGCUCAUCACUGCUGUCCUGGCCAUGCGUGCUUUCCCUGAGACCAUGGAAGCUGCAUGGGAAGAACUAGACCGCGUUGUUGGACCUGAUAGAAGUCCUUCAUUCGAUGACGAUGCCAAUCUGCCUUACAUGCGAGCUUUCGUAAAGGAAGUCUUUCGCUGGCGAUCAGUUGCAAUCAUUGGAGGGCAGCCCCAUGCGCCAGUGGAGGAUGAUUAUUACAACGGUUAUCUGAUUCCAAAAUCUACAUGGGUCCAAGGCAACGUCUGGGCGAUACACCACAAUGAGCGUGAUUUUCCUGAUCCUGAUCGCUUUAACCCAAACAGGUUUGUGAAAGACCACCCAGAUUCUCGGCCAUUCCCGGGAGAGCGGGGUUACAUGACAUUUGGUUGGGGACGGCGGGUAUGCUCCGGUCAGGCACUGGCAGAACAGGGUACGUGGUUGACGGUUGCGAGGCUGGUCUGGGGAUUCAAAAUUGAGCCAGCGCUCGACGAUCGCGGAGAGCCGAUCCCGGUAGACAUCUUCGACUACACGAACGGUCUCAAUAUGAGGCCGAAUAUCUUCAAGGUUAGCAUCAAGCCGAGAAGCGAGAGAAUCCGGCAAGCCAUCAUUCGAGAAGGGGAGCAAGCGCUUGCAGACCUGGCUCCGUACGAGGGUGAAACCAAGUACCGCAUGAGUACUUUUUACAAAAGAUAG
This is a messenger RNA of Plenodomus lingam JN3, 1686 nucleotides long. RefSeq lists its product as uncharacterized. Gene Ontology annotation, molecular function: heme binding; monooxygenase activity; oxidoreductase activity, acting on paired donors, with incorporation or reduction of molecular oxygen. The record is from RefSeq and is a predicted model, not a curated record. NCBI's taxonomy places the organism in Eukaryota, Fungi, Ascomycota, Dothideomycetes, Pleosporales, Leptosphaeriaceae.